UACUCCGUCCGUACCCACUCUUUGAUACGCGCCUAUCGCACGAACAUCUCACCGAAGCAAUAAAACACUGGAUCCUAGGAAAAUGACAAUCGCACCCCUGUCGAAUAUCCAAGUCACCUCUCGCCAGAUUCCGCGAUGGCGGCACAUACCAAACACCUCGAUCCAAUCCAAACCCCUCAUGAUCUACCACAAAGCCUUCACUGCGACCCCUGACCAGCUAGCGUCCCAUUUCAGCAAAGUUGGAGAGGUCAUGCCACAGUGGGUGUACGGGAUGUAUGACCAGACACAUUUCCACAGCACUACGCAUGAAGUCUUGGGGGUUGUGUCCGGUCGUGCGCGUCUUUGCUUCGGUGGCGAGGACAACCCAGAUCGGUUCGAACCUACCGUUGAGAAGGGCGACUUGAUCAUUGUCCCUGCCGGUGUGGGCCAUCGGCUUCUGGAGGACCUUGAUGGCCAGGAGGGGUUCAAGAUGGUUGGCGCCUAUCCAGGUGAUAAGUCAUGGGACAUGUGCUAUGGCAAGCCAGAGGAUGAGGAACAGGUUGAGAAUAUUAGGAACGUGGAAUGGUUUCACGGAGACCCAUUGUUUGGACCUAAUGGCCCAGCUCUACAUGUGUAGGUAGGAUUUCAAAUCCGGUGCGAGAUGUUCUAUAUGGUCAUCUAGUGGACUCGCAUGAUCCGGCUUGUUUGCGAGACAGGUUUGAUAGUGCUUAAGAAAUGAGUAAAGACAGUAGGAAAAGCAAAAGGAAAGUCCCACUACCCAGGUCUAAGGGCCGCAUCGUGGUUGGCAUAAACAAAAAGAAGAAAAAGAUAUGGGACCAACCGGGAUCGAACCGGUGACCUUUAGAUUACACUAC
Molecule: messenger RNA, 854 nt
Organism: Aspergillus campestris IBT 28561
Lineage: Eukaryota; Fungi; Ascomycota; Eurotiomycetes; Eurotiales; Aspergillaceae
Product: cupin domain-containing protein
Exons: 2
Coding region: 83-616 (177 amino acids)
Source: RefSeq, a predicted model, not a curated record